Molecule: messenger RNA, 2181 nt
Organism: Priceomyces carsonii
Lineage: Eukaryota; Fungi; Ascomycota; Pichiomycetes; Serinales; Debaryomycetaceae
Gene: NOP4
Product: mRNA-binding ribosome biosynthesis protein
Exons: 1
Coding region: 1-2181 (726 amino acids)
Cellular component (GO): nucleolus
Molecular function (GO): mRNA binding
Source: RefSeq, a predicted model, not a curated record
AUGAGCGAAGAGGGAGAUAAGACUAAGUCUCCGGUUGACCAGAAGGAUGACGGGUUAGACAGAAAGACACUUUUUGUUCGCUCUAUCCCUUAUGAGGCUACAUCAGAUGAAUUAUCAGAAUUCUUCUCACAAUUUGUGCCUGUGAAGCAUGCUGUUAUUGUCAAUGGCAGUGAUGGGAAAUCACGAGGAUUCGGGUUCGUAUCAUUCACAUUGGAUGAUGAUACGUUGACAGCGUUAGUAGAAGCAAGAAAAACGAAAUUCAAAGGGAGACUUUUAAGAGUCGACAUGGCUAAGAGAAGAGAUAGGAAAGAUAAACGUGGCACAUUGGAGAACCGAGUCCCAGCUGAGCCAGUCGAAAAAAGAAGGGCUAGACUCAUAAUCAGGAAUAUACCUUGGUCGUUGAAGAAUCCUGAUGACUUGAAAAAGAUAUUUGUUAAGUAUGGGGGCGUUUUCGAUGCUUAUAUUCCUAAGAAGAAAGGCGGCCAGAUGCUUGGCUUUGCCUUCGUUGUGAUGAAUAAAAAGAGCGCAGCUGAUCGUGCUGUUAAGGGAUCCGAGGGGUUGCAAAUACAUGGAAGGGAAGUGGCAGUAGAUUUUGCAAUCGAAAAAUCUAAAUGGGAACAAGUCAAAGAGCAAGAUUCGGAGAAGGAAAGCGAAGGCGAGGAAAUGGAAGAAGAAACUGUUGAAGCAAGUGGUGAAGGUACUGAAAAAGAGAAAAUAGUGGGGCUUGAUAAUGAGAGUCAUAAAGAGAUUGAGCAUAAAGAUUCAGAUUCGGACAGCGAAUUGACUUCAGAAGAUGAAGGGGACGAAGAUGAAGAGGAUGAGAAUGAAGACAAGGAUGAAGAUGAAGUAGACGAGGAAGAUGACAGUGACGAAGAGCUAGAAGAUGCAGAAUUAGAGAUAAAUGAUAGCAAACCUGAUAUCCCUAAAAAGAACAGACAAGAACCGUUUUCAAUUUUUGUAAGGAAUAUUCCGUAUGAUGCUGACGCUGCUUCUUUGAAAGAGCAUUUUAACAGAUUCGGACCAGUAAAAUAUGCCUUACCAGUAAUUGAUAAGGAAACUGGGUUAGCCAAAGGAUCGGCGUUCGUUGCAUUUGUUGAUGAAGAUUCUUAUACCAAAUGCUUGGAAAAUGCUCCAUCAGUAGCCAGCUCGUCCUUGUUAAUUGCCGAUGAUGUUUCCCCCGAUUAUGUCUACAGUGGACGUAUUUUGUCAGUAUCUUCAACGGUCGAUAGAGGAUCAGCGCAAAAGCUAGCCGAGAGAAACCUGGAGAAAAGACAGGAGAUUUUAGGUAAAGCACCAGGUGAGAAGGAUAAGCGUAAUUUGUUUCUUUUGAAUGAAGGAAGAAUAACGGCCAACUCUAAAUUAGCACAAUAUAUUUCAAAGACAGAUUUAGAAAUGAGGGAGCAGUCUUAUAAAUUAAGGGUGCAACAACUAAAGAAAAACCCUACUUUGCAUUUAUCACUCACGAGAUUGGCUAUUAGGAAUCUUCCAAGAGCUAUGAAUUCAAAAGCACUCAAGUCUUUGGGCCGUAAAGCAGUUGUACAAUUCGCAACUGAGGUCAAAGAAGAAAAGAGACAACCGUUGUCAAAAGAAGAAGUUGGUAGAUCUCUCAAGGACAAAAAGGACAAUUUAGAUCCAGAAGCCGAGAAAAAAUCUAAAAAGAAAGGUGUUGUGAGACAAGCAAAGGUUGUUCAAGAAGUCAAAGGAUCAGGUGAAACCGGUCGUAGUAAGGGAUAUGGUUUCGUAGAAUUUAGAGACCAUAAGACCGCAUUGAUGGGUCUUAGGUGGCUAAAUGCACAUGAAGUGUCGAUUCCUGAGAUAUUAGAAGGGCUCACUGAAGAAGAAAGGGCAAAGGCUAAGUUAGAGGGCUUAGCUAAGAGAAAGCUUAUAGUAGAGUUUGCAAUUGAGAAUGCUGAGGUCAUAAAAAGAAGAAGAGAUAAGAUCAAACAGCACCGUCAUUCUGGUGCUAUCAGCAAAAGGAGAAGGGAAGAGGGCGACGAUGGAGAAGAAGAGAGAAAGGAGGACAUUAAAAAGUAUAAGACAUCGAAGUCUAGAAAAGAUUCCAAAAAGAAAGGAAAUCUUAACAAAGGUCCCCAACCAAAGAAAGCCGAUAAAUCGGAGGUACCUGACAAUGUUAAACAAAUAAUAGGCCAGAAACGUAAGAAGAAGAAAAAUAAAGCAUAA